Physella acuta is the source of this 2314-nucleotide messenger RNA. RefSeq lists its product as uncharacterized. Lineage: Eukaryota; Metazoa; Mollusca; Gastropoda; Physidae. The record is from RefSeq and is a predicted model, not a curated record.
UCCGGAAGACGGAAGCUUGACCUAAAACAAAAUAAAACAAGGCUUAGAUUAGCUCAGUCAGACGAUGCUUUGUUGUUACUGAGUAUGGUGUUAUUAUAAUAUUAUAACUACCGAUAUCAAGAGAGGAAUUUGCUGUUGUCCUAGAAACACUGAUAAGACGAAAAAUGACUUCCCCAAAAAAGAUUGUGGACAAAAAAGAAGCACCGAAAAAAGAAGCAACUAGACGGACUAUUGGUCAGAAAGCAGCCUGCUCUUUCAACAUUGUUGAGCAGAAACUUAGAAAUAGCCCAGUUUUUAUCUGCCUAAUUAUAUUUACAGCCCUCCUACUAUUUGCAGUGCUAUUUCUGAAUCUCCUCGCUGGUAAUCCAGAGAUUAGUCAUGGCUUGUUUGUUCGUGGAAUUUCAACAGUUUCCUACCAGUACCCCCUUGACAUCACUCCAGCCGGUUGGGCUUUUUCUAUUUGGGGAGUUAUCUACCUUCAUCAGUUUGCUUGGGUGAUUUAUAAUCUUGCUUUGAUCUGCCGCACAACAAACAACGGACCUGCAUACCUCAACCCUGUCAUUCUCUCACCAGCAUUUCUUAUUUUUUUUAACUUGAGUUCAGCUUUUAACAUUGGUUGGCUGUUUUUAUGGGAUCGUAUUCUGUUUAUGGCUUCUUUAGUUUUUCUUGCUUGCAUUACCCUUUCUUUGUUUUUGACAUUUGCUAUUAUUUGCAUACGAGUGGCCAUGUUCAAGGAUGUUUUGGUUGACCAAGGACGAAAUGUUGAUCUUAACUUUCUGAAUAUUGCAGUAGUAAAUGGUAUUGGUAUGUACGCAACAUGGUCCACAGUGGCAACCGUUAUUAAUCUUGGUGUUGUUUUGACAUAUAAAUGGAGGCACCCAAUCUACAGUGAGAAUUCUUCAAUUAUAUGCAUGGGGGUCUUGUCAUUUUUGUUUGCUAUUUACAUAAUUUUAGAUCUGACUGCUUUUGAGAAAUACACCCGUUAUGCUCUUGCACCAUAUGCUGUUAUGAUUUGGGCAUUGGCAGCCAUCAUUUCCAAAAACUAUAACCCAUCAAAUGUUUCAUUUGUUAUGGCCACUGUCUUGCUUGGUGUUGCAUCUUUGGCUUUCCUUUUGAAACUGGGAUUGACAGCAUAUCGUUCAAAGAGCUUAAAAUACCAGUAUAGACAGAUGAGAAGAGGCAGACCUCUUGUAGAUGAACAGUGAUGAUUCAAUGAUAACUUUUUUUUUUCAAAUUAAAAUUUUGUUUUGUAUUGAAGAAUUAUAAUUUAGUGUACUAGUUUUGUUCAUUUACUUAAACAUUCCCUGCACUUGCUUUUCAAAGAAAUUUAAAAUCAAAGAGUUGAUUUAGUUAUAAAUAUCAUUUUAUGUUUCACCUAUUUAAAAUUAAUAUAAAUAUCUUUUCUUUAUACUUCGGUUGUGUUAAUAUUUGUAAAAUGUUCUUAAGUUUUUUCAAUUAUGGGAACUAUUGAGCAUGGUGCUAUAACUUAGUUUUCAGUUCCUACGUCUUUUUAAUAGUAGGACACCUCAAAUUGAAAAGGUUAAAUCUGCUAAAAAUUAAUUAUCUGCUAAACAUGCCUCGCUAAACAAUUUAAACAUACAAGAAAAUUGUACAUAAACCUCCCUAAAUGUUAAAACUUUUGUAUAUAAUAUCAGUUAUCUUCAGUCAUCAUUUUAACAAAUUGCAGCAAACACACAGCUUUACAUAAUACAUAUUAUUCAAACAAACUUGUAUUUAUGUACCAUAAUUAAAUAUUAGUAAUAGUUUUUUAUGUGUUUGUGAGGUUUAGGGCUGGCUUUCAUUUGGUAGUAACUUAAUGAAAGUUUAGUUCUUUGGUGUUUUACAACUUAACUUUGCUUAACUGGCAAUGUUGUGUAUUAGUUUCUGUUCAAAUAUUUUGUUAUUUAAACAUGACAAAAUAAAAAUUUAAUGAAAAAAUUAUCACUUUGGUUUGUAAAAAUGUGUCAAUGGCCACACAAUCUUUAUCCUUUUUAACAAUCUAAUCAGUAUCUUUCUAAACUAAAAUGAUUAGUUAAUUAUUUUGCAUUGAUGUAUUCACACCUCAUAAAACCAAAGAUAUUUUGUAUUAUGUUGACCUGCAAAAAAUGUAAAUUUUAAAAAAGCUAUAAUAAGCUGCUAGAUCCAUUUGUAAUUCAAUAGUAAGAUUCAGCUAUUAUGUUUUGGUUGUAUUUUUUCUUACUUUCAACAGUUUAUGGAUACUGGUCAUUUUGUAAGCCUUAUGACUUUGCUCAAAAUAGAGCACCCUAGUGGUUUCACUUUUCUUACAAUUUAAACAGAAAUUUUGCCAGUUUUU